AUGGAAUAUUUUAAUUUAAUUCAAACUAAUGAUAUAGCUUUCGAAAAAAUAUGUAAUGGCUUCAAUAAUCUAGAAUCUCUUAUAAAUACAUCAUGGAAUAUUAAUAAAAUAUCACCUUUAUAUAAAUUCAAUAUAUUAAAUCAAAAAGAAUCAUCAUUAAAUGAUUAUUUAACAAUAUUAUCGACCCAAUUAAAUGAUUAUAUAUUAGUUUAUUUAUCUUCAAAUUCAAGUCAAACAAACUCAUUUAAAAUCUAUUCAAAAAUAAUAAUAAUUAAUAAUAAUAAUAGUGAAAUACCCAACAUAGCAAUUUUAGUUUGUUUGAAAAACUUAAAAACAAAUAAAUCAAAUAUUUCAAAACUUUUAUUAAUUUCAACUGAUGAAGAAAACAAUAUCACCACAAAUAGUAAUUUAUUUAUAAAGUAUAGUAUGGCUCUUUUACAAGGAAACAAACCAAUUUUAAACGCAAUCACAAAUUGGUUAAGUAAUAAUAAUAGUCAAUUAUUUAUACCCAAAAAGCAUUUAGAAUUGGUUUAUUCAUUUGAAUCACUAUUAAAUAAUAAUCAAGAAGAAGAUAAAUCCCUCUCUGUAGUAAAGAUAACAAUUCCACCAGAAACAAUAAAAAAUAUAAUGAAAAUAAUUAUAAAUUUAAACAAUAAUAAUAAUAAUAAUAAUAAUAAUAAUAAUAAUAAUAAUAAUAAAAAUAAUAAUGAAACCUAUGAAAAAAGUUCAAUCUUAUUUACUGCAAUUAGUGAACAUUUUCAAUCAUUAAUGAAUUUUCCAUUGGAAUCAUGUGCCUUAGUUCAGUCUGGUAGUAGUGAUGCUUUGUUAAGUGUCUCUGGAAAAUUAAAAAUUUAUUCAAAUCCAAAAGAAAUUUUAAAAGAUUUAGCAGAUUUUAUAUAA
Molecule: messenger RNA, 900 nt
Organism: Dictyostelium purpureum
Lineage: Eukaryota; Evosea; Eumycetozoa; Dictyosteliales; Dictyosteliaceae
Exons: 4
Coding region: 1-900 (299 amino acids)
Source: RefSeq, a predicted model, not a curated record